CACUCUCCCAGCCAGCAGCAGCACUUCUGUAGAGUCGAGCGUCGAGCUGCACGAUCUGCACCUCUGCAGCAGCAGUUAUGCACACUUCCUGUCGUUUAGGAGUCGCGUUAAACACGGCUGAACCUGCCGGAGGCUCCGAGCUGCCUCCACACCGGCUGUUGUUGUCGUUGCUGUUGUCAGUGGUGAACACGGAGCUGGAGGCUGGCUGCUGCGGUCCUCUCGCUUGUUUAAAAUGAAACGACAUGGCUGUGGCUCUGACUCAUGCAGCAUACGCGGUUCGACGUGCGACCCUUGGAAACCAUAAGCAGUUGUGAGAGCGAGGAGCAGAUCAUCUGAAUGAAAGUCGCAAGUGGGGUGGGGUGGCCAUGGACCCAUUCAGCCAGCUUAUCCUCACCAUCUCGGUGACCAGCUUCCUCACCUUCCAGUGGCUCUUCCACAGAGUCAGCCCCUGGAUGUCCAUGCGCAUCAGCCCCGACUUCAUGGGCCUCAGUGACAAGCAGAAGGUGGAGUGGAACUCAAGGACUGUGUCAACGUUCCACGCACUGUUGGUGGGAAUCUUCUGUCUCUACAUCUUGUUCUUUGAUGAUGCCGUCAAUGAAGAUCCAGUCUGGGGAGACCCUACACUGGUGAAGAUUAAUGUUGCAAUCACAACAGGCUACCUCAUAUCAGAUCUGCUGCUUAUAUUUUACUAUUGGAAGGCGAUAGGGGACAAGUUUUUUGUAGUUCACCAUCUGGCAGCAUUGUAUGCUUACUACUAUGUACUGGGCCAAGGAAUGUUGCCUUAUUUUGCUAACUUCCGUCUGCUCGCUGAGUUUUCCACACCAUGUGUGAACCAGCGUUGGUUCUUUGAGGUACUAGGAUAUCCCAAGUCAUCCCGCCCCAACAUGGCAAAUGGUGUCGCCAUGGCAGUUGUGUUUUUCAUGGUCCGUAUCGCUGUCAUGCCGGUCUACUACAGUCGUAUGUUUGCAGUUUACGGCACCGAGGCCUUCUACCUGGUGCCCUGGGGGGGCCGCGUCGCCUGGAUCUGCUCCAGUAUCUGUUUGGACAUCAUGAACAUCAUGUGGAUGCAUAAGAUUGCGCGCGGCUGCUAUAAGGUGCUGCGAUCCGCGCGCCACCGCAAAGCUCCAGCGCCUCAGGAGAACGGAAAGACGGACUAACAGAACCAGGAUGCCGGUGGUGUGAAAAAACUGCAACAAAAGAGACGAUUCUCUCAGUGCACUGCCAGUAGCAGUUUGGACACUCAGGUUGCUACCAUGGCAGCAGAGCAGGACUUGACCCUGCAGGACUGAAUGUAAUGAGGAAAUGUUUCUUUUUUUUUUCGGCAGAAAUGUCUUCUAGAUGUACUAAUGGGCCAAUGAAGUGGUCGCACCUAAGCCAUGAUAAGACAUUCUAGCAAUACUUUAUGUGCAUGGCCAAUUCAUUUCUCAUGAACAAUUCACAAACACAGAACAGAUCCUCCCUGAACAAAAGGACUGUUAGCCUGACAACAAAUUGUCCACAAGUUUACGCUGUUUUUAUGCUUAUUGAUCAACAGGAGAUUUUGUUUUGCUUUAAUACUGCUGAUCAAGCAACAGAGAGAAAAUGGUGAAAUGUGAGUUUCAAGGUUGUUCCGAUGCUCAACAAUAACGGUCAGUGACACGAGUUUGUUCCCGCUGAAUAAGAUAAGACGCGAAGCGAACGAGCUGGAUUCACAGAGGGGGGGGUAGGUAUGCGUUUCAUCGGCCUCAUCUCGGUUACCUUUGCAUGGGUAGAAAAACAAGAGGCUCGGUUGAACCGACAUUAGUACUCUGUUGGUAGUUGAUUCGUUUUGUCUUGCUGGUGUCAGGGCAAAUUAGUUUCAUGAAAUUGAUUAUGUUAACUACUGUGUGAAAAGGAAAAAGGAUUUGUAAAGCACUUUUGGUAACACUAAAAGGAUACUUACAGUAAGCGGUUCUGUUGGCACAGACGUCAUUUCAAGGUUAGAAAUUGAAAAUACUGUGGCCACUGAUGCAUGAAAACCACCUGAUAUUACUUCAAAUGAGAGGGGAAGCAUUGCAAUGCCUAAAUAAUUGACACUUUUUUGUAUUGUGUUCUUCACAGAAAAUUACAUAUGUAGUGGAGAAACUGAUCCAGUGGGACCAGGUUUGGAAUCAUUUCAGAUGAUUAGAAGAAUCAAGAUGUUAUGAUAAAGAGUGUUUAAUUUGAGAAAAAUAUAUAGAUUUGUUUAGAGUUCUGGCAUCCUUCUACUCUGUCUGCCCUGUUUUGAUAAUAUUAAGAGAAUUUAGACUUUUUGUAUCAUUUUUUAAACACAAACUGUUGAUUUCACCCUACAGCCACAUUUCUCAACCAACACGACGGAAUUUAAGAUUAAGAAACCAAAUUCAGCAAAUGAUCUUCAAGGCACCUUUAAUUUGUACUUAGCAGGGAAACAUAAAAUGUUCCUUUCUUUGGAGUUCUUUUUAACUGAUCCAAGAUUGUUUGCUUUUUAACGCACAAGAAAAAAUGGAAAGGUCAGGAGGUUUUCAGGUAAAAUGUCAUUUUUUUUGGUAAUUCUGCUAUAAAAGCAGCUCCAUGCUAAGAGAAGAAUGGGAGCACUUCUGAGCAUAAAGUGUUAUAGGUUCAAAUAAAGGGUUCAGCCCACUCAUGAUGUUCUGUAUGUACUUCAAUUCCCAUGAGCUCUAGAGGAAAAAGCUCCCAUCAGAUUUUGAGUUCAGCAGAAAUAAGGAUUGUAAAAAUUUUUUAACUAUGGCUUGCUGUCUUCAGUGUUUGAUUUUGUUGUUUUUUUUGUUGCCAUUUUAGAACAACGUGUGAUUGCACAGUGGAUAUUGUGUGACACUCGACACAAACACACAAACGUGUUUCUCAGUGAUUAAAACUGCGUUCUUCCCAAGUCUGAUGCCCGUCUAAUGUGAUCACUUUGCCUUUGUUGUGUUGUACUUUUUCAACAAAAGUUAUGAGUGGCGGGGCUUCUGUUCGGUCGAGUUUUCCCUCCUUUCUUACUAUAAUUUUUUGUACAUGUGUGAAGUUCAUUUGUUUUCCUGACAUUCUCUCUCUCUGCAUGAUGUGACCUUUCACAGUAUGUAAAGCAUUUGAUUUUGUUCUUGAUUUUUAUUUACUUUGGUGUUUUUCAGCAGUGUGAAACCCUUAAACCGUUUAUUUCUGGCAAAGCACUCAGACAGAUUUGGCAGAGCUGAAUGUGCCAGAUGUCAUCUUCAGGUCAAUAGUCAUAAAAAGGAAGAAUUUCUCACUGGGAUUCAGGGGAAACAGCAUCAGGCUCUUUCUGAAUGGAAACGGUGAAGCUCAUGUAUGGUCAACAUGGCCGUCUUCAUGCACCUUCUGUAAACUGCAUGUGGUUUUGCAUGGGGACUGCAUUGUAAACAAAUUAGCAUAUACAUUUGUGAAGACCAGCUUUGUUCUUUUUUUUCUUACUACAUGUAGAUAAUGUUUACUUAAACUUUAUUCUUGUACUGUGCCACAAAAUGUAGUCCACAGAAAACGAUGAUAAUGAUGUGAUGCUAACAUGAACAAGCAGAUAUUUAGACCAGUAUCCAGCACAGAAUAUACAGUAAGGGAAUACUUGAAAAUAAUCAGCACAGUUUAAAACAAUCUGGGCAGUGCAAAUAAACAUGAGUCUUACAAGCGUCUCACAUAAUGUGUUGCAUUGUUUUUGAGUUAUUAUUCUAAUGGGAGUUGACCUAAGAAAAAGGCCGUGCAUUUAAAACGGGGAAGCUGUUGCUUCUAGCAACUUUGAAUUGUAGGAGUUUCUGUUUUUAAUGCCUUUUAAGAAAAGUAUCGGAGUAGUUGGAGUGUUUUAUGACAUUCUAUGAAUGUACUGGAGAUAGACAUUUGUCAAUCACAUUUUCAUUUAUUCUUGAAAAUAAAAACCAAAUUAACUCA
This is a messenger RNA of Girardinichthys multiradiatus, 3876 nucleotides long. RefSeq names its product TLC domain-containing protein 4-B-like. NCBI's taxonomy places the organism in Eukaryota, Metazoa, Chordata, Actinopteri, Cyprinodontiformes, Goodeidae. The transcript has 7 exons. The coding region runs from base 366 to 1157 and encodes 263 amino acids. Gene Ontology annotation, cellular component: endoplasmic reticulum; membrane. The record is from RefSeq and is a predicted model, not a curated record. Gene Ontology annotation, biological process: lipid homeostasis.